Messenger RNA from Dreissena polymorpha, 1625 nucleotides. RefSeq names its product NADH dehydrogenase [ubiquinone] 1 alpha subcomplex subunit 10, mitochondrial-like. Bases 129 to 1322 code for a protein of 397 amino acids. Gene Ontology annotation, biological process: mitochondrial electron transport, NADH to ubiquinone. The transcript is spliced from 8 exons. NCBI's taxonomy places the organism in Eukaryota, Metazoa, Mollusca, Bivalvia, Myida, Dreissenidae. Gene Ontology annotation, cellular component: cytoplasm. The record is from RefSeq and is a predicted model, not a curated record.
GUGAAUUUUUCCAGUUACGCUUGCGACGCGGUGACUUCCGCUGUCUCCGGUGGAAAUUGAGAUACACAAAAAAAUCUCAUUGAUUUAAAUAAGUCCAUGCUUUAGAUUGAUACACCAGUUUAGCAAGCAUGGCGGUGGCUCGGGCUAAAUUAUCUCCACUGGUUAGAAACAGUUGUUCAUUGCUUUCACGCCAUGCAAAUGUUAUAGCGCCGACGACAGUUGAAGGGCAAAGAAAUCUGACAGCUCACCCGAAAUAUGUGAAACCGUAUCCAGAAUGGCUGCCCUUUAAUUUCUUCGCUUCCUUCUUGGAUAUCACAAGCAAGAGAUUGAAUGACAACAGCAGAAUGAUUUGCAUCGAUGGGCCACCAUGCGUAGGGAAGUCUGCGUUCGCAAAACAAAUGGCUGAUCAUUUUAAAAUGCAACACUAUCCAGGCUAUCAACCAGAAGAUUGGUACAUGAGGAAUGGUUUCGAUUUACGGCGAUUAAACACUCUGAUUCAUAAACCAAAACUGAAGUUCUUGGACCUGGAUGAUUUCUAUUUGAAUGCCACACCAAACAAAUAUUUGAGUUCUAAGCAGCUUGAAAUUCUGAGGUGGAGGUUUUACCAGUAUGCUGAAGCACUGCGCUAUCUGUUGAGCACAGGUGUUGGAACAAUUGUUGAGACAAAUGUAUGGAGUGAUAAAGUCUAUGCAGCAACUUUAGCUGAAAUGGGUUAUUUCUCCCGGAAAGGUUACCGAUACUAUGAGGAAUAUCUCAGCAACAUCUUGAACUACAUGAUGAGACCAAGUCUUGUCAUUUACUUGGAUGCCCCAACCAAGUGGAUCAUUACAGAAAUGAGGAAAAAGAAUCCAAAGUAUGAGAAUAGCCCAGUUCUGACAGAGGAUUACAUCAACAGAUUGAAGGACAACUACCACAAGCUGUAUCUUGAGCCAAUGAAAAAGCACUGUGAGAUCCUGGAGUAUGAUGUGACUGACAUGGAGGACAUUGACUUGGUGUUUAUGGACCUGGAGCAGGUGGACCUGAUAUCUCGGCAGCCUGGAGACCAGAUCAAGUACGCCAACUGGAGGCUGGACAAGGAGGAGGACUGGAGCAUGUUCAGGCUGCAGAUCUCCAACGAUGCCCGCCUGAGGAAGAUGUGCACUUGGCGGCCAGCCUUUGAUGUACCAGAGUUGUAUAUGAGUGAAGAUGACACACUGGAUUUGGAAUCCGUCCUCAGCCAAUUCCCAGAGCUUGUGGGCAGAGACAUCUUUGCUGACCAGGUCACUCAGGUCAACCCUUUGACCCUAGCAAAGGGGUCAUACCUUGACCCCUCUGUCAAAUAGAUGACCCCUAGUGGACAUUGUUACCUCUGACAUGCAUGCCCCCUUUGAAGCUAUGUGGUCAGGAAUUCAGUGCUUUUUUUAUUUAAACGCACGCUUAAACUUGUGAAGUAUUGUGUGAAAAAUUCAUGGAAAUAUCAAUAGUGAUUAAAAAUUAUUUGAUAUUAUGGAAACAUGCAUGCAAAGAUUCAACUAUAAAAUAAAGAAAGAUUAAUUUUUUAGGACCUUUAAAUUACAUGUGAAGAUGGAUAUGAACAUUAAUGUGAGCUAUUGACAGAGGUUCUAGUUUUCUGGAGUAUUUGUAUG